AUUGGUCAGUGAUAUCUUUAUAAAAUCGAGCUGAGAGAGAUGAAGAGGAAUCACAGCCAUGAUGAAGACUCUGUGUGUCGCUGCUGUUGUGCUAAGUCUCUCCUCAGUGUGCCAGCCUGCGCCACUGGCCUGUGAGAAGCUGCUGCAGCCAGUGGACAAGGCUCCAGAUUUAUCUGGGAGGUGGUAUGCCAUAGCCAUAUCUUCAUCCUGUCUAUUACAGUUAGUGGCUAAAGUUAUACUGCCAAGUUUUCAAGUGGAAAUUACCCCCAAGGAGGCACCAAACGUCUAUGAGUACAUCCUCAAGAUGAAAAUGUAUGGACACUGCGUUAAUGAAACAGAACGAUUUUUCCAUGAUAACAACAAGAUAUUUGAUGUAGACAGCGAAAACGCUUCAUAUGGUGUCCCCGAUGUGCUCCUGCAGACCGGCUGUCCUGACUGCAUCGUUACAAAGGGGGCUGAUGUCCUGAACUUACUCACGUUACUUAGCAGGAGAAAAAACAUCACCGCUGCUGAGCUGAAGGAAUUUGAGACACAGGCAGACUGUCUCGGCUGGGCCAAGCCACAGGUUUUGGACUCAGAUCAUGAUUUGACAAACUGCUUAACAGAGGAAGAGGAAGAUGGAGAAAAUGAUAAUAGGUUUUUUGGCAUCAUUCAACAAAGAUUGAAAGACAAUUAUGACUUGACCUUCAAAUGUAUAGCUGAGUCUUUUCUGUAUUACCCCAAGACUGCUUUCGAGUGGGCUCAGAACACAUGGGCCAGUCUUUGGUGAAUGAGCAUUGGAAAUGCUUUAAAAACGACCUACAUCCCAUCAUGUUUUUUCUGAAAUGAUUCAAUCCAAUGUGUUAAGUUGUUUACAAGGUAAUUAUAUGGUUUGAUUUGUUGUUCUAAAAGUCUAAACUCUCGAAUCCAACAGGAACCAUUGAUUCUUAACUCCAGUUUUGAAGAUCAGUGCCUUUUUCAUACAAAAACGACAAAUGAACUUUUCUUGGAAAAAUGAUAUAAUCACUUAUAAUUAAUUAACCAAUAAACAAGGUUGAUUCAA
Molecule: messenger RNA, 1042 nt
Organism: Eleginops maclovinus (Patagonian blennie)
Lineage: Eukaryota; Metazoa; Chordata; Actinopteri; Perciformes; Eleginopidae
Exons: 6
Coding region: 59-769 (236 amino acids)
Source: RefSeq, a predicted model, not a curated record